AUGUCUGUUUCUCGUAAGGAGUUUGAUGUGAAGCAAAUUUUACGCAUUCGGUGGCGCUGGUUCGGUCACCCUCCAUCUCCACCUGCCACGUCCAGCGAAAGUCGACGGGGGGAUUUUUGGGACCAAGGGCAGAGUGCCUCAAAUACUGAGAGGAAGUUCUUAGAUCCUGGGAACCUCCCUCUACCACUAGCAUCUCUCAGCUACCGGAGAUCCAGCCGACAGGAAGUCCCAAAUUCACCACUUGGCAAACUUCCCAUGACAGAUCUUCCCUCAUUUGAGUUUACGGAUGAAAACUGUGAGGGUGCACAUUGCCAUGACAAACAUGAAGCCGAGGAUGAAGGGAGUGAAGAAGAGAAUGACACAGACAGCAGUUUCUGCAGCAGGGCUUCAAACAGCAGUCAGACUCUGUCCUCAUGCCACACCAUGGAUACCUCUGCCCCCGAGGAAUGUUUUCAGGCACUCAACCAUGCUGAACAAACCUUCAAGAAGAUGGAGAACUAUCUUCGGCAUAAGCAGCUUUGUGAUGUUGUGUUGCUGGCAGGUGACCGGAGGAUCCCAGCUCACAGGUUGGUUCUCUCUUCGGUUUCAGACUAUUUUGCUGCAAUGUUCACAAAUGAUGUAAGGGAGGCUAAACAAGAAGAAAUAAAGAUGGAAGGUGUUGAUCCAAAUGCAUUAUGGGCAUUAGUGCAAUAUUCUUACACAGGCCGCCUGGAAUUAAAAGAAGACAAUAUUGAGUGUCUCUUAUCCACAGCUUGCCUCCUACAACUCUCACAGGUCGUGGAGGCAUGCUGUGGGUUCCUGAUGAAGCAGCUUCAUUCUUCCAACUGCCUUGGAAUUCGCUCAUUUGCUGAUGCGCAGGGCUGCACUGACCUGCAUAAAGUGGCUCACAACUACACCAUGGAGCACUUCAUGGAGGUGAUAAGAAACCAGGAGUUUCUGCUACUGCCGGCCAAUGAGGUAGUUAAGCUGUUGGCCAGUGAUGAUAUGAAUAUACCAAAUGAAGAGACCAUACUGAAUGCGUUGCUUAGCUGGGUUCGGCAUGAUACAGAAAGCAGACAGAAAGAACUUAGCAAAUUGCUAGCUUACAUCAGACUUCCGUUACUUUGUCCUCAGUUUCUUGCAGACAUGGAGAACAACCUGCUGUUCAGGGAUGAUAUUGAAUGUCAAAAGCUCAUCAUGGAAGCAAUGAAAUACCACCUGCUACCAGAGCGGCGGAACAUGAUGCAGAGUCCUCGCACUAAACCUAGGAAGUCCACUGUUGGUGUGCUGUUUGCUGUUGGGGGAAUGGAUGCAACCAAAGGUGCCACAAGUAUUGAAAAAUACGAUCUUCGUGCUAAUACAUGGACACAUGUGGCAAAUAUGAAUGGGAGACGGCUACAGUUCGGUGUGUCAGUUUUGGAUGAUAAACUUUACGUUGUGGGUGGUAGAGAUGGACUGAAGACAUUAAACACUGUUGAGUGCUACAACCCAAAGACUAAAACCUGGAGUGUGAUGCCUCCUAUGUCUACACAUAGACAUGGCCUUGGUGUGGCAGUGCUGGAAGGUCCUAUGUAUGCUGUGGGUGGACACGAUGGCUGGAGCUAUUUAAACACAGUGGAGCGAUGGGACCCUCAGGCUCGGCAGUGGAACUUUGUAGCUAGUAUGUCCAUGCCACGAAGUACCGUUGGUGUAGCAAUACUUAAUGGAAAACUAUAUGCUGUUGGAGGUCGAGAUGGAAGUUCUUGUCUGAAGUCUGUAGAAUGUUUUGAUCCCCACACGAACAAAUGGACCCUUUGUGCACAGAUGUCUAAGAGACGGGGAGGCGUGGGAGUUGCUACCUGGAAUGGCUUCUUGUAUGCUAUUGGAGGACAUGAUGCACCAGCAUCUAAUCUCACAUCAAGGCUGUCUGACUGUGUUGAGAGAUAUGAUCCUAAAACUGAUACCUGGACAGCAGUGGCCCCAAUGAGCAUAAGCAGAGAUGCAGUUGGUGUUUGCUUACUUGGUGAUCGACUCUAUGCAGUUGGAGGAUAUGAUGGACAGUCUUAUCUGAACACCGUAGAAGCCUAUGAUCCUCAGAGUAAUGAGUGGAUGCAGGUUGCACCAUUGUGCCUUGGAAGGGCUGGAGCUUGUGUGGUCACUGUUAAACUGUGAAUUAUUUUCAUUUUGUACUACAAGUAUUCCAAAUCUUCAUUGGGGCAAGAAGUCCAAGGACGUUUCUUCAGCUUUACUCCAACAUAAAGUUAUCAAAAUAAAAUAUAGAAAAAUGCAUUAAAUAUUAAAUUAACCUAAACAUAUAUUUGGAAUUCUAAAACUCUAUAUUAUUGGUGAUAAUAUGUUUGAAUUCUUGAAGUAGAAACUGUCAAACCAAAUCUGUUUAAAGUCACUUUUAAAGUCACUGAAACUCAGGAGGACAUAAACUAUGGACCAAGUUGUAUCUCCUAAAAUUUAAGACAAUACUUCCCUUUCCCAUCUUAUUCCUAAAAGCAAAACUAGAUAAAUGUGGGCCCAAACUAUUGAAUUGUCAUUUAAAAUUCUGUUAUGUUUUUGUAAAUGUUCAACAUCCAUUAUCAGAAACUUGUGUUAGAGACUAAAUCAAUUUUGUGGAGGUAGACAGAGCCAAUUCAAUUCAAGGGGGUUACAAAACAUUUUUCUGUACAUUUUAACAAUAGUUUUAGCUUAACUGAUUUUCAUCUAUACUGUUUUAGCUUAUUUAACUCUGCCCUUUUCAUCAAUUCCCUCUGCCCCCAUGCUGAAAGGUAGUUCUGUUCUCCCUUGGGGUUAUUCUCUAUUAGUAAAUGUACAGGUCUUGGCACUGUGUGCUUCUAAUUUGAUUUUUCUCUUGUAAGUGCUCACCACUAUUCAUGCUAUAUUUGCACCAGGAAACGAGAGAAUAAUAUAUCCACAGCACUAAGAUUUCCGCCUCCUCCAGUAGUUUCUGAUGCACAUCAGGGCUAAUUUUCAUUUGUCGAUAAAUUUACCAACCCGGUUGCAGGUGCUUAUGUGGUUGAUACAUUUAUUGACUAGCAGAAAAUAACCCCCAUGAGAUGCUAUAAUUUGAAGGACUUUUAGUUUAGCUUUUGUCUUAAAGAAAAUGUUAGAUUUAGUUACAAUAAUGCUCUGGGCUGAUAAUAUUACCAUAGACUGGAACAUCAAGUUUAUCAGCUUAUUGAUAUAUAGACCAAGUGCACAAUAUAUGCUGUGUUUAACUAUGCUUUUGUCUUAAGUGUUUGAAAUGGAAGCUGGAAUAUAAUUGUUUUGGUUGCUUCUUUUUAUAUUAACCAUGUUCCAAAAACACUUUCAGAAUUUGUUUUAUGUUUGUUAUACCAAAAUUGCCUUUGUGUUAAAAAUAAUUAAAUGCAAGUAUAUUUUUAACAUGCAUGAGAGUUUAAUAUAUGGAAGUCAUUGCUAAACAUUGUUUAUUUGCUUGUAGAACAUUUAUUUCUGUAACUUCUAGCAUUCCACAAUGAUAUUUUCUAAGGAAAAUUUAAGCACCUGCUAAAAUAUUGUCCAUUUAUGUCCAUUAUUAUUAUUAUUAAAACCACAAAUUAUAAACAUUGAAUGAUAGAAAUUCUAGUAUUGA
Molecule: messenger RNA, 3559 nt
Organism: Callorhinchus milii (elephant shark)
Lineage: Eukaryota; Metazoa; Chordata; Chondrichthyes; Chimaeriformes; Callorhinchidae
Product: kelch-like family member 5
Molecular function (GO): protein binding
Source: RefSeq, a predicted model, not a curated record